Tribolium castaneum (red flour beetle) is the source of this 8102-nucleotide messenger RNA. Its product is annotated as probable JmjC domain-containing histone demethylation protein 2C. Gene Ontology annotation, cellular component: chromatin; histone deacetylase complex. The coding region runs from base 222 to 7265 and encodes 2347 amino acids. Gene Ontology annotation, molecular function: histone H3K9 demethylase activity; transcription coregulator activity; chromatin DNA binding. NCBI's taxonomy places the organism in Eukaryota, Metazoa, Arthropoda, Insecta, Coleoptera, Tenebrionidae. The transcript has 15 exons. Gene Ontology annotation, biological process: regulation of transcription by RNA polymerase II. The record is from RefSeq and is a predicted model, not a curated record.
UUCUUUGAGGUCGGCCUAGCCGGUCCGCCACAGCGAGAUUGAAAAUCUUUACAUGCGUUGAACUGCGCGCUAUACCAAGUUGAUUUCAAAAUAAAUUUGAAAAAAAAUUAACUAUAACAAACGGGAGAAAAAUAAAUGUUGUUAAAAAAACUGAAACAAUUAAUAAAUGUUGUGCAUCAUCAACAAAGCUAAUUGUUGUUAAGUGUUAAUUGUGAUGUACGAUGGCAUACAAAUGUCGGGAGGAGAUCGUGGGGAAACGUUUUUUGUCAGUGAGUGGUUUUACCAAAUUGAAAAUUGGUAAAAUCAGUGAGUGGGGGUGGCGAGCUGGUGUUAUACGUGCUGCUACACAUAAGGACAACAAUCAUCCCGAGUUGCAGAUCCUCGUGGAGUAUGACGACGUCGAGUGGCACCGAAGGGAAUGGAUCAGCGUCUACAAGGACAAAUUAUUCCACCUGUUUAUGGUGGAGCAGGGCUUGGCCUGGGUCGAGCGUAGAGAUCCUUUCGCUCCAUCAAGCGCGACGCCAGUCCUUUGGCCUGCCCUUACAUUUUCGCCUCUGGUAUCCGCCGUAGAUGUGAUGCUACAACAACAACCAGUGGAAUUUCUCCUAGACAAAGAACUCGCUUUCGAAGAUUAUAAACUACUCAAACCUUUUCAGGAAUGGGACUCGAGUUUACCCGGCGUGAGGGAGUAUCCUGAACUGAAAGCGGCCGUCAGACGAUGGGCCGAACAGCAGGACGGCCAAAGGAUCCUCCUGACCACCCCCAGCGUGCUGGUGGGGUACCGGGUGGAGGUGUACAGGGCCGAGGGCACCACCCAAUGGUACACCGCCGUGAUAGUGGGAUACAACGAAGCUACAAGGGACCUGACUGUAACGGACGACACAGUUCUGGAGGAGCAUAACGAGGAUCCGGCCCUGGUCCAGAUGCGCCUUAUCGGCGACGGAGUGGUGGAGUCGAUCAUGCGCGGGGAGAACGUGGGCAUCACCCCCCGGAGGUCACGAUCAGCCGUGCUACAGACACAGCAUCAGCAGCAGCCGAGCCGUGUAGUCCGAGGAUUAUCAGUGACCUCGAGUUCGGCGACUAGUGUCAACGGCAGGAAGCAGCGAUCUGGAAAGCCUUCUGCUUUGGAAGUCGGCUCCUCGAACGGAGGAACAUCGCCGGAACCGCUCGAUAAAGGUUCUGUAACAAAGACACGGAAACGCAAACCAAGUGAGUCUGAAAGUUCGUCCGGAAAAUCUCGUCACAAUUUCGGUGCUAUAAAAGAAGAUUUGGAGAAUAAGUCGAGUCGUAAAAAGAAUUUGUGCAAUCGCGGUGCGUCAAGUAAGAAGAAAGUUUUAGAAGAAGCGAACAACAGUAAACUCCGAGAGGUAGAAGUCCGCGUGGAGGACUGUCUGCAGAGCGUUUCGUGCAGACGCUCGUCGUGUGGUGCAUCAAAGUCGAGCGUCGUCGAGUGUGAGGAUUUAGAUGACACGAGCAACGGCAGUAGUGUGCAACUAGUGCCCGCGGAAGCCGUCCGCGACGAUGAUUCAGUGCGCGCUUCUAUGCAGGUGUCUGGAGCGGUAACUGACGUAGUCAGCGAGGAGGACGACUGUGUGAUAGUGGCCCAAAGGACGACAAAGAUCGGCUCCAGCCGCGGUGACGAUGACGGACCUCUGUCCGCGUCCUCGCCCUUCAGCAGGAUGGAACUCUCUGAUUCCGCGAACGCGUCGUUGCGCUUCCCGGAUGACCGCUCCGACUCCGGCGUGAGCUCUCUGCGCUCCAGCAGCGGCGAUGAACGCUCCGGAUCGCGCUCGAGUGCGUUGAGUUCGUCCGACGAGCCCCAGAAUAGCAGCCAGAGUCAGCCGACGAACCGGUCGCCGCUCUUCAUUCCGGCCCAAGGCCACCACACAGCCGUCGCCACCGAACCGGUGCGCGUGUGGAGAGACCCCAACUUGCUGUUGGAGUCCGAACCGCACGUCCGCCACAUACACAGCGUGCAGCACCAGUCGCUGCUCAUGUCGCACCCAUCUACGCCGGCCGCCUCGGGCCCGCCACCCACCUCUGCCACCGCUACGCAUCCGGCGUCAUUGUUUCCGCCCGUGCCGCCGCCCCUCAUGACGCCGCACCCGAUACCACCACACCACCACCUCUCGCCUGCCACCCUCUACCCGCAUGCUGCUGCUGCCGCCGCCCAUCACCUGGACAUCAUAUGGAAGCAGCAGCAGCGGUAUCCGCCGCUUUCCGUCGGAGCGCAUCUCCUCACGCAACCUGGCGCUCACCCCACCGAGGAGAUGCUAGAGAGGGAGCGCGAACGAGCCGCCCUCAUCAGGGAGAGGCAGAAUCAGGAAGUGCGUGAGUUGGAGAAACAGAAAGAAAAGGAACGAUUAGAACGCGAGCGGCAGGAACGCGAGAAAGCUGAAAGAGAUCGUGAGAAGCAAGAACGAGAUCGUGAAGAGAAAGAACGUCAAGAGCAAGCCCUAAAAAAUCAUUUUGAAAAGUCGUUGCGGCAAGCUCAAAAGAGGGAUCAUUGGAACCCGAUUAGACAGCCACAACCGAGGCCGAAUAGUAGCGAAGAGGAAAGAAAACGUGUAGAACAGGAAAUUCACCAGAGGGGAGAUGCGAGACAUUUGGCUGUGAGGUCGGAAAGAGAUCACAGAGCGUAUUAUACGACGAGUCAGCGUCCACCGAGUGUCCCCACGAAAACCGAAUACCCACCCCCGCCGGCGCACAGUCGUGUCCCGACGAGUAAACCUUCGGAGAAAAUGCCAACAAUGCAUUCGGCGACACUCCAAAAAGGUGAAGUAAACGUUUUCGGAUAUCCCGUCUAUUCGCCGUUAUUUUCGCCUCACGAACCAAAGAGCAAAUCCGAUCAUCAUAAAUCUUCCCAGUCCCUCGUCGUCUCAAAAGGUACAAUGGAUAGUCGUGAAGUGUUAUCAAACCCUCCACCUCUAAUGAGCGAAAUGAAAAAUUCCGUCAUAGUGAAACACGAAGGAAAGAAUUCGCACCAUUUGGAGCCCCGGGUCUCCAUCGCUCAUUCACCGAGUCCUAAACUAAUCGGGGCGCAUUAUUUGACGGCAAGUCAACCCCCCAAAGGGAAUUUGUACGAAUACAGAAGUCCCGUACAAUCACCUCAUCAUUUAUCACACACACCGAGCCCCCAUCAUAACCUCGAACCCCAAAAUCUGGGCAAAACUUCACACCAUCGCCCAUCGAACCAAUUACCCAGUCCACACCAUCAAAGACAGUCGCCACAUCACCCCCAACAACACCCAUCGCCCGAAUUGAGAUACCGCAGCGAAUCACAAAUGAUUUACCCACCGGCGGCCAAAGGCAGUUACUUCCUAUCAAAUACCACCUCCGCGUAUUUAUCACCAAGUGUCUCAAGUGUCUCGAACUCUAAACCAAAAGUGAGCAGUCCGGCCCCUCACCACAUCUACGGCAAACCUUCGGCUGGGCCCCCAGUGACCCGUCACGAACCCUCAACUCCGAUCCAAUUGACCUCAAAACCUCCCUUAUCAUCAUCCGUUUCACCGAGUCCCUAUCAACAAAUGUCUCAAUACCAUCCGCCCCAUCCCCAAAACCCCCCGACCUUGACGUGCCCCCCGCCUGCACACAGCCGGACAACCCCCGACCCUCGCUACGACAGGUACCCGGUGAAGGCUUCCUCGCGCAACUCGCCCCCAACGGCAGCCUCCGCCCCCCGCUACAUACCCAGUGCUCCCUCCGUACAAACUCAACCCUUGGACCUGGGGGUGUCAAAGUACGACCCGGCCGUAAGCCCCAAACGCAAAGCAACGCCGGUUUCGUCAAUCAGUCCUGUGUGUCUCGAGACGAAAAAACGCCGAAUUGAGACGCAACCUCCACAAUUAGCACGUGUGAGUGAACCGAGUCCUUUAAUUGCAAGUGCCGCGACCACAAUCACCACCGUUGUAAACACAGCAGCAUAUCGGACUCCCCCAAUAACCUCAAAUAGUCCAAUUGACAGUGGUGACGUUAGUGAAACAGUGCGUCCAUCUAGUGUCGAAUCGAGUCAACCGACUAGUAAUAGCCCGGCACCGAACCCCCCCACCCAACCGGAAAUAGAUGCGCCAAACACACCUGUCAAGCUAACGAUCCCGCCCAGCUGUCUCGAUUCGGAAAAGUCAAAUAGUCCAGGACCAACAAAGUCCAGCAGUUAUCCAGUGCGACAUUUGAAGAAAGCGUGGCUUCAAAGACACACCGGGGAAGAUUUAGAAGAUACGACUGGAGUGACCGGAUCCGGAAGUUGCGUCACUUUGCCCAUCAGCAUGGCGUCCAAUAAUAAAGAAAGUCCAGUACACUCGAUUCACUCGAUUGGAUCAAUGGCAGUCAAUAGUAUCAGUAUCAGCAAAACCAAACAUUUCACGGCAAAGCCCAACAACCGCAAAACCCCGAAUAAAGAGACCCUCAAUGGGCAUCCAACCGAUUCGACAAAAGCGGACGAUUCGUCGAGUUCGGAUCAAGACCGGGGGCGCAAAUCACCCCCAAAGCGCAAGCCCCCCAAGGUGAAGCGGAAAAAGGGUGCGGUGACGAAAAAACCAACACCUGAGGAUAAGAAACGCAAGCCAGGCCAAUCGGUGGUGGUGAGUGAAAGUGGUUCAGAUAGUGAGAAAGAGAGUGGUAGUGAAAAAGAUUCGGACUCGGGGGCUAGUACGAAAAAAUCGAAUUCGGUGAGUGGUAAAGAGCCGCGAAAACGUGGACGUCGACCAAAGUCGUCAAAAAACGAUAAAGGCGAGGAGCCGCGCGUCAAAAAAUCGAAAGAUGAGACGGUGCCCCAGCGCGACCCCUUUCGCAAACCCCCCGUGGGGCAGCUGAAAAAGACCGGCGAGAGUUUUUUACAAGAUGGUCCGUGUUUCGAAGUUGCGCCCAAAUUGGCCAAGUGUAGGGAGUGUCGAUGGACGCCGAAUCAACGAUCGAAGAAUAUGCCCAAUAUUUUUUGUCGUUUCUAUGCGUUUCGGAGGCUGAGGUAUACGAAGAAUGGGCAGUUGGCUAUUGCAGGAUUCUCUGAUCCGCAUAAGGAUGCGUUAGAGGAUGAUUUGAAGUUGUGGCUGCCGAACCCCGAAGCGCCACCACAGGAUUUGGAUCUGGAGACGUCCAGGUUUAUUUUGAAACAAGUCGGGGACCAUUUCUGUGAUCUGUUCGUUCAAGAGAAGGAAGCGCAUGCCGAAUACGUUUCCGAUGACAAGACCGUGGCGUGGAAACGCGUGGUGCAAGGCGUCCGCGAGAUGUGCGACGUUUGCGAAACGACAUUGUUCAAUUUCCACUGGGCUUGUGGCAAAUGUGGCUUCGUAGUCUGUCUCGAUUGCUACAAGAGUCGCAAAAGCGGUUCGAUUAAAGUAUGGGGCGAACCCGGUAAAGAUCGUGACGAAUUUUCGUGGCUAUUGUGCACGAAUCGACAAGCACACGAACAGGAAAAACUAAUGCUGACUCAGAUCAUUGCCGGCGAUUCGUUACCGCAACUCGGUAAAAUGGUCCACGAAAUGCGCGAACUGUGGAACAUUGAACAAUACUGUGCAUGUCCUGCUAGCAAAGAGGUGGUGCAGAAACCAAACAAUGUCGCUUACAAGGAAAUCGUCAAGAAAAUCCUCAUGGAGAGCAAAGUCAACGGGAUUAAGAAGGAGAUCAAGGAAGAGAGUGGGGCACCAAAUGGGGUUGUAACCAAAGAUGAGAAAACCUCACCUUUGUCGUGGUUGGCCGACGUUGCGUUGUCGAACGAAGACAAAAAGAACGACGAUAAUAGCACGAGUGAUUCCGAUGAGGGGAGUUUUUCUACUUUGAGGGAACUGUUAAUUCGGCCGUCGCAUAAACCGAACGGUAGUCGGGCCGGUUCACCGGUCGCUACGCAGAAAAACAACAAGAAAGUUAAAAUUGAUACGUUGGAUGAGGUUAUAUCGAGUGUGAUUGAGGAUAGCGUUCCGAAAGCGGCCGAAGUGAUUUCGGACGUAAAGCCCGAACUGAAGCACUACUUGCGACGGUACAACUGGCAAACUAAAGGCCGUGCCCCGUUACCUAUCCGGAUAAUGACACUAACUGAGAGCAAGAUGUUGUACCCCGACGUGCCGCAUAGUUGGCUGUGUGAUGGCAAAUUAUUAAGACUGAGCGAUUCGACGCAUAAGGACAAUUAUAAGAUAUUCCAAGACCAGUGGAAGCGAGGCCAACCGGUGAUCGUGUCCGACGUUACGAAAAACUUGAACAAGGAUUUGUGGAAUCCGGAGGCUUUCGCGCGCGAUUUCGGCGAUGAAAAGAACGAUUUGAUCAAUUGUAUGACGGGUAAUUUGGUUCCGAACCAACCGAUGCGCAAGUUUUGGGAGGGCUUCGACCAUUUCUCCAAGCGUUUGAAGGACGAUCGGGGGAACCCGAUGUUGCUCAAGUUGAAGGACUGGCCUCCGGGUGAGGAUUUCGCUGAGAUGCUUCCGAGUCGUUUCAGUGACUUGAUGAAAGUUCUGCCUUUGUCGGAGUAUACUCACAGGACCGGUCGUUUGAAUCUGGCAAGCCGUUUGCCGGAUUGUUUCGUCCGGCCUGAUCUAGGCCCCAAGAUGUAUAAUGCGUACGGUUCGGCCUUGCACCCGUCUAAGGGCACGACGAACUUACAUCUCGAUAUUUCGGACGCUGUGAAUGUGAUGGUGUACGUUGGGAUUCCCAAGGAUGGGGACAGUGACGAGCAUAUCAAGGAGGCGUUCCGGGCGAUUGACGAAGCCGGGUGUGAUAUUUUGACGCGGCGGCGAGUGCGCGAUAAGGGGGAAUUACCGGGCGCUUUGUGGCACAUUUACAACGCACGGGAUGCUGAUAAAAUCCGGGAUUUGUUGAAUAAAGUGGUUGUGGAGAAAGGCGGUAGGUUGGAGCCGCAUCACGACCCGAUUCACGACCAGAGUUGCUACUUGGACGGACCUUUGCGGGAGCGGUUGUACAAGGAGUAUGGUGUUGAGGGGUAUGCGAUUGUCCAGUGUCUGGGUGACGCUGUUUUUAUUCCGGCUGGGGCGCCGCAUCAAGUGCGGAAUCUUCACAAUUGCAUCAAGGUGGCGGAGGAUUUCGUCUCGCCAGAGAAUGUGUCGCAUUGUUUCCAUUUGACGCAAGAGUUUCGCGAUCUUUCGGACACUCAUACGAACCACGAGGACAAACUGCAGAUUAAGAACAUAAUUUAUCAUGCGGUGAAAGACGCGCUUUCGUGUAUCAGUGCGGUUUUGAACAAGCAUAUGUGUAAAAAAGAGGAGAGCAGGAACGGUGAGGAGGAGCAAAGUCCGAUGAUGGACACUUCGGAGACCGCCUGAAUUUGUGAUAGUAGACGCUUAUGAUUUGUAAAUUACUUCUUGUGUGAUAACGAAAUGUGUUACAGUUGGCACAUUUUUCUGUGUAUAAACCAUGAUGCCCUAUGCACGUGAGCUGUUACUGUGUGUACAUAUGUGUACAUUGACUUUAGUUGGAUGAAAUGCUGAAUAUGCACGGUUUAUCUUCCUGUUAGUAGUGACUAGUGGCUCGAGGGUCACUUGUAAUUAGCCUAUUACACUCACUUGUUGACUACUUGGCGUCCUCCCGAGGGACUAUAUAUCAAUGUUGUUUCAAAGUACCAGUGGUUAUUUUUGUCACUUGUAUACUGUGCCUGUUGAGAAAAAUGGUAUUUUUAACACUACCAAAAAACUUUUUAAAAACUCGCUAUUCAGUAUUCUUUGUGGGUUUGUCAUAGUUACUUAUUAGUAGUGAUUGAUUCAUUGCAGCAUCUGAGAAAAAUUAAAGAAAGUGCUAUUUCAUUCAAAGUGCCAAUUACGAUUAUUUUAGGCAAAGCUGAUUCAAAUGAUCUCGACUUUGUGUUGUUUACAACGAUGAUAACAAUUAUCCCACUUAAACUUCUUAUUGUAGGUAUCGACGAUUUUCAAGCUGUAAAUUUAUUUUAAAUGUUUUCUUUUUUCUAAUGUCCUAUAUGUAAAUUGUUUCAAUAAGAUGUAAAAGAUUACUAUAAUUUAUUUUGCUUUUCGCAGUCAUUGAUUGUACAGUAGAAUAGUCUUUUGUACAGUAACGAAUAUGUUUCCUUUGCCUCUAACAGAGGCCAUUUUUUUGUACUAUGUAUAUUAUGUAAGAUUCUAGGUUUGAAUAAGAAAAUGUUUAUUAAA